Molecule: messenger RNA, 3279 nt
Organism: Dermatophagoides farinae (American house dust mite)
Lineage: Eukaryota; Metazoa; Arthropoda; Arachnida; Sarcoptiformes; Pyroglyphidae
Source: RefSeq, a predicted model, not a curated record
ACGACAACAACAACAAUUUUAACGAUGAAAGAGAAAUCAAAAAAUGCAGCUCGCUCAAGACGCGAGAAAGAGAAUGCUGAAUUUUUGGAACUAGCCAAAUUAUUACCAUUACCAGCGGCCAUUACAAGCCAAUUGGAUAAAGCAUCAAUUAUACGUUUAACAACAUCAUAUCUAAAAAUGCGUGCCGUAUUUCCCGAUGGAUUAGGUGAUUGUUGGGGUACGAAACCACCGCCACAGAAUCCUUAUGAAUCAUCGAUUCGUGAAUUAGGAUCACAUCUUUUACAAACAUUGGAUGGUUUUGUAUUUGUGGUUGCACCGAAUGGAAAAAUUAUGUACAUCUCAGAAACAGCAUCUGUACAUCUUGGUCUAUCACAAGUUGUUGAAUUAACCGGCAAUAGUAUCUAUGAAUAUAUACAUCCAGCCGAUCAUGAAGAAAUGAAUUCCGUAUUGAAUGCAUGUUCACAUUUUAAUAAAAUACAACAAUCACAUGAAUCGAUUGAUGAAAAUGUAACAACAACAACUACUACUACUACUACUGUGGAGAAAGGACAGAAUUUUACCGAAGCAACCGGAAUAUUCAGUAACUAUUUUCAGCAACAACAACAACAACAACAACCACAAAAUCAAAAUUCCAAUAGUUUUAUUCAUCAAAAUAAUAAUACAGAAACAUUUCAUAAUAGUAGUGAUUUUAUUCCCAAAGAUCAAUUAAGUUGUAGUAAUAAAUCAUGGACAAGUGCAGAUAAUAGUAAUAGUUCAAUUUGUAAUUAUAUUAAAUCAUCACAAUCAUCAGCUAGCUGUUUUGAUAUUAUUGGUAAUGAUAAUAAUAAUUUUACCGAUGAUAAUAAUCUAUCAACAACAUAUUGUUCAACACGUAAAAAAUGUAAACGUGAACAAAUGGAUAAUAAUAAUAACAAUGGUAAUUGUAAUGAAGUUUUAGAUGAAAUGAUUAAUCGAUCACCAGAUAUGGAUGUAAUCAAACAUAAUCAGCAAUCAAAAUAUUAUACUAAACAACGUGCAAUGAUUUCUGAAUUAGAUUUUUCACAUCAUCAUAAUAAUCAAGAACAAUCGUCUAAUACUUCCAAUUAUUAUUAUACAUUCAAUGAAGUGGAAAAAUCAUUUUUUCUUCGUAUGAAAUGUGUAUUAGCUAAACGUAAUGCUGGUCUUACAUCUGGUGGUUAUAAAGUGAUUCAUUGUAGUGGUUAUGUUAAAAUUCGUCAACAACAUUCCACUGGUGAUCAUCAUCAAACCAUAAUAACGGCAGAUGAUUCAGCUAAUGCAAUAACAUCUGAUCAUCAUCAUCAUCAACAACAACAUUGUUGCCAAAAUCUUGGACUUGUUGCCGUUGGACAUUCAUUACCGCCAAGUGCAAUCACUGAAAUUAAAAUGUAUAACAAUAUGUUUAUGUUUCGUGCUAGUCUUGAUUUGAAAUUGAUUUUUCUUGAUGCAAAAGUUUCACAAUUAACCGGUUAUGAACCACAAGAUUUAAUCGAAAAAACUUUAUAUCAUUAUAUUCAUGGUAGUGAUGUGGAAAAUAUGCGCAUUUCACAUCAAACAUUAUUAAACAAAGGACAAGUAACAACCAAAUAUUAUCGUUUUAUGGCCAAACCAUAUGGUUGGAUUUGGAUGCAAUCAUAUGCAACUAUUGUACAUAAUAGCCGUUCAUCAAGACCACAUUGUAUUGUUAGUGUUAAUUAUGUUCUAAGCCAAGCUGAAUGUAUUGAACAUCAACUGUUAAUUGACCAAAUGUUAACCCCAUGUAAUAAUAGCCAUAUUCAACAAAAUAAUUCAAUGAUGACCACCAUCAAUCCAUUGUCAUCAUCAUUAUCUUCUACAUUGUCGUCAUCAUCAUCAUCAUCAUCAUCUUCAUUAUCAUCAUCAUCAUCAUCAUCAUCAUCAUCAUCAUCAUCUAUAUUAUCAACUUCGGCAUUGAUACAUGAAGCCGAAAAUUCAAUGGAUAUUAUGACUAAUAAUUCUGAUGAAACUGAUCACAAUGAUCAUAUGGGUAAAUCGUCGAUGAUCAUCAAUAAUGUAACAUCGGCACAAAAAUUAGCCAUUAUUGAUCAAUCAUUAUCAUCAAUAGCAACGACAACAACAGCAGUGACAACAGCUACAACACAUAAAUCGACAAUAACAAAAAUGAUGAAUGAAAAAGUAACGAAAAAGAAAAAUAAAUCUAAUAAACACAAACAGCAACAACAAAAAAAUAUUGCCAUAAAGCAUGACAGUUCGAUACAUAUCGAUGGCCAUACAAUCAACAACAUCAAUAAUAAUAACAGCUUUAGUUUCAAUGAUGAUGGUGAUUUAUCCACGAUGAUUACACCUACUUAUGAUACAAACAAUAACAAUAAUAUCAAUCACAGUAUUAAUAGCUACUUAUCUACCGUUACAAAAUCAUCGGCGAUACUGGAUCCACAUUCUCAUCAUCAUCAUCAUCAUAAUGAUACGAUGAUGAUUUAUGGUACAUCGAAUUCAAUACCUAUGGUCAAUAAUUCCUUCCAUUCUCAUUCUCAUACUCAUCAUAAUUCAUCAAAUAUUUCAUCCACAUAUAACUGGAAUGAUCAUCAACAUCAUCAACCGACAGAAUCAUUGUUGAAUAAUUAUUAUGAUCAUCAUUUGUAUGGCAAUGGAAUUAAUACCGGUUAUAACAAUAUUUAUGAACAAAAUUUUCGACAAAUUGACAAUGAAUCAACAACGAAUAUGGUUAUCAAUGCUAUUAAUAAUAAUGGUGUAAUAUCAUCAUCAUCAUCAUCAUCAGCUGUAGAUCAAUUACAUCCGAUUACAUCCACAUAUAUCGAUGAUAAUAAUGCCUAUACAAUCAAUACCGGUCCAUCAAUUAAUAUGAAUGAUCCUUCCACUAAUACAUUGGUUGAUUUUCAAUUAUCCAAUACAAAUGACACUCAUUACCAACAACAACAACAACAGCAUCAUCAUCAUCAUCAUUUGUCCAAUAAUAUAGAUGCUAUGCAUUUAUUAAUAAAUGACGAUAAUGUCAAUGUACCAAAUACAACAACCACAACGACUACAACAACAACAACAACAGCAACAUCGGUAGCAUCGGUAACGACAAAAGCCGUAACAAUAUCACCAUCAUCAAUUGAUCCAUCGAUAACGAAUAAUAGCCAAUAUAAUAUGACAAUGUUUGAUUCGAAUACCUAUCUUAAUCUAAUCGAUGAUUGUGGUAAUGGAAACAAUAAUAUUGCCUAUUGUAAUAACAAUAAUAACAAUGACAAUAUUAUAAUGGCAACUAAAGAACCAACAUCAUCAACAAUCGUCAUCUAG